ACUAUGCAUCAGUAUGAAAAGUGAGAUGAUCAAAGGAAGAAUGGCUGAACAGUGUCUACCAUCAUUUAUGAAGCAAAUGCCUUGUGACCUAAAUGCUACCCUUUUCACGUUACUUUCCAUCGUGAUCAGCAUGUUGCUGGUGUUUAAGAUCACAAGAAGAAGCAAACGAAAUCUACCUCCAUCCCCACCAAAACUACCUAUAAUUGGCAAUUACCAUCAGUUAGGAACACUCCCCCAUCGCUCUUUUCAAACCCUCUCACAAAAAUACGGUCCUCUAUUGUUGUUGCAACUAGGUCAACUUCCCGUUUUGGUGGUUUCCUCAGCAGAUUUGGCCAAAGAAGUUCUGCAAAACCAUGACCUAGAUUUUGCAAGCAGGCCACACCUCACAGCCCCGAAGAUCUUACUCUACGGAUGCAAGGACGUUGGUUAUUCAUCCUACGGUGACUUGUGGAGACAGAAAAGGAAACUGUGCGUGAUUGAAUUGCUGAGCCUGAAAAGGGUGCAAUUAGUUCAGUUCAUUAGAGAGGAGGAAGUGAAGGCACUGGUUAGUAACAUACGUAAAGUGUGUUCCAGUAAUGGUUGCGCUGUGAACCUCAGCGAGUUUCUCGUUGCAACCGCAAACAACGUAGUCUGUAGGUGUUUAUUCGGAAGGAAAUACGAUGCUGAUGAUGGUAAAUGUAGAUUUGGGGAGCUUGCGAGGGAGGUGAUGACUCAAGUUUCAGAUUUCAGUUUGGGAGAUUUGUUUCCUUUGUUGCGUUGGGUUGGUGUUAUGAGUGGCCAAACUAAAAAAUAUAAGGCUACUUUUGGAGCAUUGGAUGCUUUCUUCGAUCAUCUAAUUGCAGAGCGUAAGAUGGCAAGGAGUGAUUCCGAGAAGAAAGACUUCUUAGACGCUCUCCUUGAACUUCAAGACAGUGACAAGCUUGAGUUCGAGCUCACAACUGAUGACCUAAAGGCACUCAUCAUGGACAUGUUUUUGGGAGGAAGUGACACAACUUCAACAACACUAGAAUGGGCUAUGACUGAGCUUGUAAAAAAUCCAAGCAUCAUGAACAAAGUGCAGGAAGAGGUAAGAAGAGUUGUGAGAAAUAAAUCGAAAUUAGAAGCCAAUGAUAUCGAUCAGAUGGACUAUUUAAAAUGUGUAGUGAAAGAAACUCUGAGGUUACACCCACCUGCUCCACUUUUGGUUCCUCGAGAAACAAGAUCAAAUGUUAAACUUGGAGGAUAUGAUAUUCCCAAUAAAACAAUGGUAUUUGUGAACGCAUGGGCAAUUCAGAGGGACCAUGAAUUUUGGGAAAAGCCUGAGGAAUUUAUACCGGAGAGAUUUGAAAGCAGCGAGGUCAAUUUCAAUGGUCAAGACUUCCAAUUUAUUCCAUUCGGUUCUGGGAGAAGAAAAUGUCCUGGUAUGGCGUUUGGUCUUGCUUCAGUCGAAGAUAUACUUGCUAAUAUUUUAUAUUGGUUCGAUUGGAAGGUACCUGGAAGUGGUGGAUCUGAUAAAGAGCUAGACAUGAGUGAGAAAUUUGGGCUCACUGUCAACAAGAGAGUACCUCUGUAUCUUGAACCAAUACCAUACCCAAACUAAACAUUGCCCAACUUUAUUUAAUUUUGUGUGUAUUUGUUGUUGUAAUGCAUAUGUUGUGGACAAAAGGGUGAUGUAGUUGGUAGUAGCAAAUAAAUAAGUGAAAUAGGCGUGUCGGCUUCGAUGUUCACAAAUGAUGGGUCAAUAAGUGUUUGGCAAGUAGAAUUAAUGAAGAUUAUAUAAUGCCUUGUCAUUAUUUUCACUUUUAAAUUUCA
Cajanus cajan (pigeon pea) is the source of this 1791-nucleotide messenger RNA. Its product is annotated as phenylacetaldehyde oxime monooxygenase CYP71AN24. NCBI's taxonomy places the organism in Eukaryota, Viridiplantae, Streptophyta, Magnoliopsida, Fabales, Fabaceae. The record is from RefSeq and is a predicted model, not a curated record. Gene Ontology annotation, molecular function: heme binding; iron ion binding; oxidoreductase activity, acting on paired donors, with incorporation or reduction of molecular oxygen.